AACGCGCAUGAUUAUUUACAGUAUGAUUCAGUUGUGUUUUUAAACUCUCACUGUUCGAACAUUAGCGAUUAAUAGUAUGUUUAAAGGAUUCAGAACCAAGGACAUAAUACGUGACUACUGGCAGUCUAAAUUGCUGGACAAUUAUCCAAAUCAUUUCUGGGAAGUUAAUAACAAAUUUUUUGUAAAUAAUUCAUAAGGAGAAAGUCAAUUUUAAUAAUUAUUAUAAGAAGUAUAUAUAAAUAGUUUAUUGUCCAUUUUAUGGACACUUGUAGAUAGUGUAAAUAUUGAAAAAUUAUUUUUAUAAAAAUCAAUUAAACAUAAUAAAAUGAAGAUGGAAGUACAAAAUGAUAUUUCACUUGGAAAAAAACUACUAACUGCUGGAACAGCUGCUUGUAUUGCUGAUCUAGCAACAUUUCCACUGGACACAGCUAAAGUUAGAAUGCAGAUUGCUGGUGAAGGUCUUGUUGUUCUUGCAUCUGUUGGUGGACCACAGUUGUCUUUUAAAACACCUCAACCAGGAUUAUUUCAAACAAUAACAAAUAUUGUUAGACUUGAAGGAGCAAAAAGUCUUUAUGGUGGUCUAUCAGCUGGACUACAAAGACAAAUGUGUUUUGCAAGUGUUCGUAUUGGUCUUUAUGAUACUGUUAAAGUUUUUUAUACAGAUAUAGUUGAGGGUAAAAAAAAAAGUCUAAGUGGUGCUAUGAAUUUUGGUGUUUGUAUUGCUGCUGGUAUAACAACUGGUGCAUUAGCUGUUGUAUUUGCUCAACCAACAGAUGUUGUUAAAGUACGUUUACAAGCUGGUAAUUUAGGUAAAAAUUCAACAAGAUAUCAUUCAACAUUUGAUGCAUAUAAAUCAAUUGCUAUGAAAGAAGGUGUAAGUGGUUUAUGGAAAGGAACAGCACCAAAUAUAUCAAGAAAUGCAAUUGUUAAUGUAUCAGAAAUUGUUUGUUAUGAUAUGGUUAAACAAAGUAUAUUAAAUACUGGUUUAUUAAAUGAUGGUAUACCAUGUCAUUUUAGUGCAGCACUUGGUGCUGGUCUUUGUACAACAAUUGUUGCUAGUCCAGUUGAUGUUGUUAAAACAAGAUUUAUGAAUAGUGGACCUGGUGAGUACAAAGGUGCAAUUGAUGUUGCUGAAAAAAUGUUAUUUCAAGAAGGAUUUAUGUCAUUUUAUAAAGGUUUUAUACCAAGUUUUUCAAGAUUAGUUUCAUGGAAUAUUGUACUUUGGUUGACAUAUGAACAACUUAAAAUACUUGUACAAACUAAAACUGUAUCAACCAAUAGAUAUUAAUUUUAAUAAUCUAUUUGUUUCUUUUUUUUAAUAAAAAAAAUUUCUUAGUUAUCACAAUUUGUGUAGAUAAUGCUUUGAAAUAAUUUAAAUGAAAAAUAAAUAAUAUAAAUUAUCAUUUGAUGAGAAAAUUUAAUUAAUCACUACAGCUUGAAUCAUCAGAAUCACAAUUGGAUGAUAAAUCUUCAUUUAAACAAUUUUCUUCUUUUUCAAUUUUCUCAUUUACAGGAAUUCUAAAAAAAAAAGAAAAACAUUAAAAUAAACUUGAAUGAGAUUAUAUUUAAUUUUUAUUUUAGUUCAAGAUUUAAAUCAUCAUGAGGUAAUUAGUAAAGCAAGAAAUUGUUAACGAGUUACUUUAGAUUAAAACACAUGCAAAUUAAAUAAAUUAUUUAAAAGAUAAAAUAAAUGUGAUUUAAUCAUGAGUAUUCUCGCCUAUGAUAUGUUGCCCAGCAUGUUUAUCCUGAAGGCAUUUAGGUAGUUUACAUUUCCUCAUGAUGCAGUUCAUUGGACAGCAUGAUUUAACAGUCGAUCUACAUUUAUCCAAUGAAUGUGAACAAUAAAUAAUAAUAUGUAAAAAUAAUAAAUAUAUAUUAAACAUACUUGUCGUAUGUCCAUUGAUCAUUGGACUCUUUCAUCAAUCCAAUUGCCAGCAUCAAAUCUCUUCCAACAUUUUUAAGAUGUAUUGUAUCAAAAUGCAAACCAGCUAAUGAUCCCUGAUCGCAACCACAGAAGCUGCUUUCCAUUGUAUAACUUCUGUUAACAAUACAAAAAAAAAAUAUCAAUAAGAUAACAAAAAAAAAUAAAGAGCUACAUGUGAUAUUAUAAUAUAUUUUAAAAAAUAGAUUAUAAACAUGCACAUAUAGAUAGAAAAAAAUUUUUUUUUUAAGCCAGUUAUCUCUUCUGUGUCUGUGUAAAUGUGUAUGGUAUUUGUGGCUUGCUAUGGAGAUGAAAAAUAUCAAGGCUUACCUCGCAACACCAAGGCGCCAUAUGGCGACCCUGGCCGUAGACUCACGGCUGCGAUUUUCGACCUUGAAGGAACACAGUGGGAAUGAAAAAGCAGCCGAUGUUUUCUGCAUGAGUCUCGGCAGCAUCUAAAGAUUCAAAUAAAAAAUAUAUAUAAAUAAAUCUAAUAAAAAAAAAACAACAAUAAACAGUAAUAACAACAACAAUAAUCAUGAUUUUAAAAAAUGAUGAAGAUGAUGAAGAAGAUGAUGAUUAUGAAGAAAAAAAAUAAAAUCUAUACAGCCUGAUGAAACAAGAAUUCUAUUUUUAAAAUAAAGAGAUGAGUAUAAUAUAUAAAUAAAUUAAAUAAAUAAAUAUAAAUUUUUUAUUAAAAAUAAAAAUAUGAAAUUAGGUAUUGAUUUGUUGUUAUUGGUUUGGUGUAAAUACAUACUAGAUAUUGAACUGGUUGAUCAUUUUUAGCUCUAUCAACUGAACUCCAUGAUGCUGAUUUUGAACAACCAAAUAAAAAUACAUUUUUUCUUCUUGAAUGUCCAUGAUAAUCAACAAAUAUAAAUGGUGGAUUAUUUAAUACACUUGUACAAUAUUCAAUGAGUCCUUUUGUGUUGAAUAUUACUGGAUGAAUUAAACGAUUGGGAUUACUCCAACGACGAUUAAGAUCCUCGUUUGUAAGAGAUGUGAUGUCAAUGACACCAAGGUAGAGAGAAGCCUUGACCGCGAACUUUGACUCACACACUGUACAAAGAAGCCAUGAGCCAGGUUGUCGUUUUUUUUUUUUGUUCCUUCAGGCUCUCUUUACCGAAGAAGGAUACCUUCUUUACACUCAAGAAUAAAAUGUAAAUAUAAAAAAAAAAAAAUCAGACAGACACCUAAGCAACGUGAGAUCUUGAAAAUUUAUAAUUGUUUGAUAGAAAAAUAUAUUCAAUUAUAAAAUUCAUUGGACGUGAACAUUCAGUGAAACUCAUUUUGACUCUUGGCUCUACUCUUGAACGAUCCGGCUCAUUAGACUGGAGAGAAAUAUACACACAUUCAGGGGUCAACCAACACACUCCUCCUUCUCCUCCUCUUUUUUUUGUUUAAAUAAAAAAAAUUUAAUCUAGAAAUAUAAACUCGCUAAUAAUAAUAAUGAUGAUGAUAAAAAAAAAAAACAAUUUCAAGAUGUUAAAAAAAAUAGUUAAAGAAAUAAAAAAAAGGUUAAAAUAGUUGAAAGAAAUAAAUAUAUAUAUAAAUAAUAAUGAUAAAAAUAAAUAAAAAAAAAAAAAAUUUGUAUGCUUCAGGGCAUGGAAGGUGAGUUGCGUGCUGUCCUGAGGAGAGGAACUCUUAAAUUACGACGUGCAACGUCACGAUGUGAUUUCUCACAAGUUCCAUAAUCCUCUCAACGAAACAACGAGAUAAGAGAGAAUAAAAAAAAAAAAUAACAAGAGAGUGCAAAUAAAAAUUGUAAUCUUUAAAAAAUAAGAUUAAAAAAAAUGGGAAAUUAAAAGAACAUAUUGAAUUAAAUAAAUUUCGUGGUUCAAAAGAGGGUAAAAGGGUUGAAAAAAUAUAUAAAAAGGCAGGUUCAUUAGUGAUGAAGAAAUACAACGUGCUUGGUUAUUCUAUUCAUGAGUACAUUCUUGGAAUAACAAAGAACACCGCAAAAAAAAAAAACUAUAAAAACGAAACACAAAUUGUUCUUUUUUUGUGAUCGUAAAGAACCACCUUUAGCAACCUUCACUAUUUUAUUUUAUGCUGAUUUUUUUGUCUUAUUUUAUUCAAAGAUUUCCAAAUAAUAGUAAUCUUUAAAUUGUAUAAUAUUACUCCAAUUUUAUUUAGUUAAAUUUUCAGAAAAAUAAUGAAUUUUUUAUCUAAAUAAUUUCUAUCAAUUUUUUUAAAAAUAUACCUAUGUAAAAAAAAAUAUAAUAAGGAUAAAAAAAUUAAUUAAAAAUACGAAAUAUAAACUAUAAACGAAAGGAGAGACCCCAACUCAAACGACCCAUGGGUUUUAGAAUCUAGAUGAUUUUUAAUAAUAUUUUUUAGCAAACUAAAAAAAAAAAAAAUAGAAAAACUU
Molecule: messenger RNA, 4292 nt
Organism: Aphidius gifuensis
Lineage: Eukaryota; Metazoa; Arthropoda; Insecta; Hymenoptera; Braconidae
Product: mitochondrial uncoupling protein 2-like
Exons: 6
Coding region: 326-1288 (320 amino acids)
Biological process (GO): mitochondrial transport; response to cold; mitochondrial transmembrane transport
Cellular component (GO): mitochondrial membrane
Molecular function (GO): oxidative phosphorylation uncoupler activity
Source: RefSeq, a predicted model, not a curated record